UUUAAGGUUUUCACUCUGUGUUUACUAAUCGUUAAAAUUCUGUGUAUUAUUUCACAGAACUGUUCUCCCAACCGUUAUUCUAGCAUUACCACAGAUGGUCUGCCGUUAUCUCAAGAUGAAAUCAUAUCGAAUCAUACCAUAACAUCUGGGAUCAUUCCGAUAGAAUGUUACGAACUCUGCCGGGAUGAAAUGAAGUGUUUUGGAUACAACUACAGAGACAAGAUGAAUGUUGUGAAUUGCCAACUGACCAACAUCGUUGGAAAGAGAGAUCACACCGCAGUAACACAAAAAGAAGAAUGGAUACUAAUGCUGGAUGAUGAAUGGGAAAAGCGAAGAAAUGACAUUUUCAACUCAGCUACCAGCUGCGCCUACCUGUAUAACCAUGGAGUGAGAAAAGAUGGUGUUUACAGCAUCGAUCCUGAUGGUUUGGGAUCGUUUCAAGUCAGAUGUGAUAUGAGCACAGACAGGGGUGGUUGGACCGUGUUUCAAAGAAGACAAGAUGGAAGUCAAGAUUUCCGCCUUGGAUGGUCAGACUAUAAAGCAGGCUUUGGUGAUCUCAACGGCGAGUUCUGGUUGGGCCUUGAUAAAAUACAUCGUUUGUGGAAAUCUGGUCAAAAUGUUUUAAGAGUUGAUUUGAGGGAUUUUGAUAACGUUGAGGCUUUCGCUAAAUAUGGAACGUUUAGUGUGGCUGACGAGUCAGACAAAUACAGAUUGAACAUCGGCAGUUUUUCAGGUGACGCAGGUGAUUCCCUUGCUUAUCACAAUCAAAUGCCGUUAACUACCAAGGAUAGGGACAAUGAUGCUUGGGGUAAUAACAAUUGUGCUUCGUUAAGAGGAGCUUGGUGGUACGACAACUGUCUUUAUUCCAACCUCAAUGGCCUUUACGUGAAUGCGCAUGAAGCCCAGGGUACUAGAUUGGGAAUACACUGGUACCAUUGGAAAAAUUCAUGGUAUUCUAUGAAAAAGGCGGAGAUGAAAAUUCGUCCCAACCAGUUUUAAGAUACUCCACGCAAACUAAUUAAAAUGCAAACAUUCAUUUUUUC
Molecule: messenger RNA, 1043 nt
Organism: Dendronephthya gigantea
Lineage: Eukaryota; Metazoa; Cnidaria; Anthozoa; Malacalcyonacea; Nephtheidae
Product: ryncolin-1-like
Exons: 5
Coding region: 190-999 (269 amino acids)
Source: RefSeq, a predicted model, not a curated record